Tupaia belangeri chinensis (Chinese tree shrew) is the source of this 3354-nucleotide messenger RNA. It is a transcript of the gene EPAS1, whose product is annotated as endothelial PAS domain protein 1. The record is from RefSeq and is a predicted model, not a curated record. NCBI's taxonomy places the organism in Eukaryota, Metazoa, Chordata, Mammalia, Scandentia, Tupaiidae. Gene Ontology annotation, biological process: cellular response to hypoxia; regulation of transcription by RNA polymerase II. The transcript has 16 exons. Gene Ontology annotation, molecular function: protein dimerization activity; RNA polymerase II transcription regulatory region sequence-specific DNA binding; DNA-binding transcription factor activity, RNA polymerase II-specific. Gene Ontology annotation, cellular component: nucleus; cytoplasm; transcription regulator complex. The coding region runs from base 514 to 3123 and encodes 869 amino acids.
GGGAGCCGGACAUUCGGGAGCCGACCGCCUAGCAGCUCCGGCGCUCGCUGAGCUCCCGCCCCAGCUCUCCUGAGCCGGCCGUACAAUCCUCGGCAGUGUCCUGAGACUGUAUGGUCAUCUCAGCGGCCGCGCCUGCCGGGCCCGGACACCUUCCAACUCCUGUCGCUCGAGUCUUUUUUUUAACCCAGAAAAGUGACUCUUUUUCUAGGGAAAAAGGAACUUUGGUUCCCUACUCGCUGCCCUCCUUUCUCAUCUGACAACCUCCUCCCACUCCCACCUCCGACCCCGCCUCCGCGUGCAGGUUCCUCCCAGUCACCUUUCUCCACCCCCCUCCCCCGCACCUAGCCAGCAGCCCGCAAAUUUCCACCUGACUGUGCGGAGCGCUCGGGACCUGCGAGCACUCAGGGCCUUUAACAAUCUCCCCAGCCUCAGACAGACGACCAGGGCCACCGAAGACAACCCCCACUGGCCAAGAAGCCCAGGUGCUUGGCGUCUCAAAGGGCCGCUGCGAUAAUGACAGCUGACAAGGAGAAGAAAAGGAGUAGCUCGGAGAGGAGGAAGGAGAAAUCCCGAGAUGCUGCAAGGUGCCGCCGGAGCAAGGAGACGGAGGUCUUCUACGAGCUGGCCCAUGAGCUGCCCCUGCCACAGAGCAUCAGCUCCCACCUGGACAAAGCCUCCAUCAUGCGGUUAGCGAUCAGCUUCCUGCGAACACACAAGCUCCUGUCCUCAGUUUGCUCUGAAAAUGAGUCUGAAGCCGAGGCUGACCAGCAGAUGGAUAACUUGUACCUGAAGGCCUUAGAGGGUUUCAUUGCUGUGGUGACCCAAGAUGGUGACAUGAUCUUUCUGUCAGAAAACAUCAGCAAGUUCAUGGGACUCACACAGGUGGAGCUGACAGGACACAGUAUCUUUGACUUCACUCAUCCCUGUGAUCAUGAGGAGAUCCGUGAGAACCUGAGUCUCAAAAAUGGCUCUGGUUUUGGGAAGAAAAGCAAAGAUGUGUCCACAGAGCGGGACUUCUUCAUGAGGAUGAAGUGCACAGUCACCAACAGAGGCCGAACUGUCAACCUCAAGUCGGCCACCUGGAAGGUCUUGCACUGUACUGGCCAGGUGAAGGUGUACAACGACUGCCCUCCUCACAGUAGUCUCUGUGGCUACAAGGAGCCCCUGCUCUCCUGCCUCAUUAUUAUGUGUGAGCCCAUCCAGCACCCAUCCCACAUGGACAUCCCCUUGGACAGCAAGACCUUUCUGAGUCGCCACAGUAUGGACAUGAAGUUCACCUACUGCGAUGACAGAAUCACAGAACUGAUUGGUUACCACCCCGAGGAGCUGCUUGGCCGUUCAGCUUAUGAGUUCUACCAUGCACUGGACUCAGAGAGCAUGACCAAAAGUCACCAAAACUUGUGUACCAAGGGGCAGGUGGUGAGCGGCCAGUACCGGAUGCUCGCCAAGCACGGGGGCUAUGUGUGGCUGGAGACCCAGGGGACGGUUAUCUACAACCCUCGCAACCUGCAACCCCAGUGCAUCAUGUGUGUCAACUACGUCCUGAGUGAGAUUGAGAAGAAUGAUGUGGUCUUCUCCAUGGACCAGACUGAAUCCUUGUUCAAGCCCCACCUGAUGGCCAUGAAUGGCAUCUUUGACAAUGGUGGUGACAUGGCUGCAUCUGAGAAGAGUAACUUCCUGUUCACCAAGCUGAAGGAGGAACCGGAGGAGCUGGCUCAGCUGGCCCCCACCCCAGGAGAUGCCAUCAUUUCUCUAGAUUUUGGGAACCAGAACUUUGAGGAGUCCUCAGCCUAUGGCAAGGCCAUCCUGUCCCCGAACCAGCCAUGGGCUACAGAGUUAAGGAGCCACAACACCCAGAGUGAGGCUGGGAGUCUGCCCGCCUUCACGGUGCCCCAGGCAGCUGCCCCAGGGAGCUCCACCCCCAGUGCCACUAGCAACAGCAGCUGCUCCACGCCCAGUAGCCCUGGAGACUAUUACACAGCUCUGGAUGACGACCUGAAGAUUGAAGUGAUCGAGAAGCUCUUUGCCAUGGAUACAGAGGCAAAGGACCAGUGCAACACCCAGACGGAUUUCAAUGAGCUGGACUUGGAGACACUGGCACCCUACAUCCCCAUGGACGGCGAAGAUUUCCAGCUCAGCCCCAUCUGCCCAGAGGAGCGGCUCCUGCCAGAGAACCCACAGCCCACUCCCCAGCACUGCCUCAGUGCCAUGACAAACAUCUUCCAGCCCCUGGCCCCUCUGGCCUCACACAGCCCCUUUCUCCUGGACAAGUAUCAGCAGCAACUGGAAAACAAGAAGACAGAGCCCGAGCACCGGCCCAUGUCCUCCAUCUUCUUUGAUGCCGGGAGCAAGGCGUCCCUGCCACCAUGCUGUGGCCAGGCCAGCACCCCUCUCUCUUCUAUGGGGGGCAGAUCCAACACACAGUGGCCUCCGGAUCCACCAUUACAUUUCGGGCCCACGAAGUGGCCUGCUGGGGAUCAACACACUGAGCCCUUGGGGGCGCCACCCUUGGGGUCCCCAGUUACCUCGCCCCACCUCUCCAUAUUUAAGACGAGGUCUGCAAAGGGCUUCGGGCCUCGGGGCCCAGAUGUGAUGAGCCCAGCCAUGGUAGCCCUCUCCAACAAGCUGAAGCUGAAGCGACAGCUGGAGUAUGAGGAGCAAGCCUUCCAGGACAUGAGUGGGGGAGAUCCAGCGGGCAGCAGUGCCUCUCACCUGAUGUGGAAACGGAUGAAGAGCCUCAGAGGUGGGAACGGCCCUCUGAUGCCCAACAAGUCCUUGAGCACAAACGUCCCCAAUGAUGAGUUCACCCAAAACUCCAUGAGGGGCCUGGGCCAGCCCCUGAGACACCUGCCGCCACCCCAGCCACCGUCCACCUCGAGUCCCAGGGAGAAUGCCAAGAGUGGGUUCCCAUCACAGUGCUACGCCUCCCAGUACCAGGACUACAGCCUGCCAGCAGCUCACAAGGGGUCAGGCGUGGCAAGUCGGCUACUUGGGCCCUCGUUUGAGCCCUACCUGCUGCCUGAACUGACCAGAUAUGACUGUGAGGUGAACGUGCCCGUGCCGGGAAGCUCCACGCUCCUGCAAGGAGGGGACCUCCUCAGAGCCCUGGACCAGGCCACCUGAGCCAGAGCCUCCUGUCCAGGCAGCACCCUCCAACACCGUCCCGCCAGCUUCACUCUCUACGUCUAUUUUUGCAACUAGGUAUUUCUAACACCAGCACACUUUUUACAAGAUGUACUUACCUGGCAGACUUGCCCAGGUCACCGAGCAGUGGCCUUUUUCUGAGAUGCUCACUUUAUUAUCCAUAUUUUUUAAAUACACAAUUGUUUUACCUGCUAUGUUUUGUUCCGUUGA